Molecule: messenger RNA, 3557 nt
Organism: Boleophthalmus pectinirostris (great blue-spotted mudskipper)
Lineage: Eukaryota; Metazoa; Chordata; Actinopteri; Gobiiformes; Gobiidae
Gene: il17re
Product: interleukin-17 receptor E
Exons: 13
Coding region: 297-2045 (582 amino acids)
Molecular function (GO): interleukin-17 receptor activity
Source: RefSeq, a predicted model, not a curated record
UGUUGGUUUUUUGUUUUUUCUACAACUUACUCUCUUCUGCCAUGGCUCUCCCAUUUAGAUCGUUUCUUACCAUGCGAGACUGUUACUGUUUCUCGGGUCAGACCAAGUAUCUGCUUCACUAAACUAAACUAAAACUUAUCUAAACUAAACUAGUGGGAGAGACUUGGCGUAGAUUUGCGUCAGCACAGGUGUAUCUUUCCAUUGUACAGCGCACAGAGGCGAACUAUGGGUUUAGUGGAGGACGAUCGCUAAUUUUCUUUUUUGACUAUCUUUUACCUUUGCUUGACGGCGACAAAAUGCGUCUUGGCACCACGUUGGCAUUUAUUGUCGUGGUUUAUCUACUUCUGGAAAGCCCUCGGUUAACACAGCUUCACUGUCCAAAAGAUCUUCCAGAGUUUAACUUUACUUUAAAUGAAUCUUCGAAAUCUGUUACCAUCUAUGUGGAGCCGGGAAACCAUGUUUAUGUCAGAACAUGUUACAAAAGACUAAUUUCUUGCCAAGACGCUGCUCCUAAAGUAUUUAUUGAUUCAACUGUGUCUCAAUCAGCUGUUAUUACUGUUCCUUACUGGUUAUCUUGUCUUUGUGUUGAGGUUUAUAGCACCAACACUGACUGCCGGCGAAGUCUCAAGUGCCCUUCCACAGAUUCAGCUGUGCCAGAUGUUAAUGAUUUUUGGAGCACUAUGAAGGUUAAACUGGAAUCUGCAAACAGUUUAACAAUGAUAUCUCGGUGUCGUUCCUCUAAGACAGAAAUAUCUACUGCCCUCUGUUGGAAACAUGACGGCCACUGCACUGUUGUGUUUGACCUCUCUCUUGUGGAACAAGUACAUGAACUAAAACGAGAGUAUGAUAUUUCAGCAGUUGACAAGCACCCUCAAAUGUGUGUGCAGUGGUCAUUACAGGGCAGCCAGAAUAUUUCAUGCAGUUUUACAUCUGAAAUGUCUUCUUGGAUGGCUGAUUUUGAGCUAAAGAAGCAGGGUCUAUUUGUUUAUAUCAACUCCACUGUCGCUGCAAAAUUCUCUGUUCAGCUGUGUAAACUGAGUCAGACUACAUGUGAACCAACAGGACACAAUCAUUCACUAAAUACGGAACAAGGAAUAGCAACUUUUCAUCUAUCAGUAUUGUCAGCUGAGGAGAGGCCCUGUGUUCAGGUAUGGCAGUCAGAGCCAGCUCUUUAUGGGAGAAGAAUUAUGUGCCCUAACUAUUCACGGAGCAGAUAUGGUGUUUAUGUGGUGACUGCAAUAGUCUGUGUGCUCAUAGUGAUUGUGCUGAGCGUGUGCUUCCACAGUUUGACCAAAAAGGGUACUGCAGGUUGGCUUCACGUCCCAAGACCCAUACUUCUUGUAUGUUCAUCUGAAGACUCUGUCCAUAUAUCAGCAGUGUGUGCGUUGGCCUCCAUUUUACAAGGGGAGCUUGGUGCCACUGUACAUCUAGCUCUGUGGGCCCAGAGCGUACCCUCAGAGUGCGGGAUACGUGUGGCUGACGUUGGACCUCUGCCUUGGCUGUAUGGUCAAUGGGACACUGUUAUCGAAGCACAAGGAAUCAUACUCAUUAUGUGGAGUCUGGAGGCUAAGAGAGCUUACAAAAACUGGUGGAGUGAAAAGGAAAGUGUUAAAUGUUUACACCAAAAGGAUUACAUCUCUCAAAGACCUCACAACCUGGAAGAUUUUCCAAAAUAUAAAUUUAAAAGAAUAGAAAAACAUGCAACUCAGAGGCCUGAUGUGUUCGAGCCCUGCACAGUAAUUGCACCUGUAUUUAAAGCUGCACUUACCUGCCUGAUGGGGGCGCUGCAGGAAAAUAAAGCUCAGAAAGUGGCAUUUGUCUCUUUGCAUGGGCAGAAUAGCAGUAAGGACAUACCAAAGGCCUUUAGAGGAAUGCCACGUUUUUGCCUACCACAUCAGUUCAGUGGACUCAUACAGGAGCUUGGGGUGAAACCUAGACUGUCAGAAAACUCCAAGUUCCAUUGUUGGACAAGGCUUCUAUCCAAAGUGUUAUGUUUUUGGUUGGCAAAACAGCUGGCAAAGAGAUUAAAAGCAACUCUUCAGUAAGAUAAAAAAAAAAUAUAUAUAUAUAUAUACAGUCCCUGACAAAAGUCUUGUCGCUUAUCCAUUUUGUAGAAACAAAAGCUUAUAACCUGACUUUAAAUUAAUCGAUUGGUUUGAGAAAUGUCUCAUAUGAAAGCUAAAACCCUCCCAAAUUAUGCUCAAUAUACUAAAAUAAAUUUGCUUCACUGAAGAAAGAUUGAUCAUUUAAUGAACACAGAAAGGUCAGAUUUUGGCAAGACAAAAGUCUUGUCGCCUUGUCAUAUGAUGCACCCAAUCCUAGAUUACAGCCUCACCUGUGGUCAGUUACUGAUCAAUCAGUUAGUGGGUGUGUAUAAAAAGAAGCCCAGCACACCAGACCUUCACAUCAACUGCCACUUGACCUCUGACAACAUGCCUAAGAUCCACUCUGAGACCAAAGCAUUAAUUAUCAAGAAGCUGAAGACCAGAUCCACUGCUGAGGUGGCUGACACCUUCAAUGUGUCUCAGCAUCAAGUACAAAAAAUAAGAAAAAGAUCUGAAAUGACUGGAGAUGUUUUUGACAAGCCAAGGUCCGGCAGACCCCACAAGACAAAUGCUCGGGAGGACCGUUUGUUGAUUUGAAAAUCCAAGGCCAGCCCCUUUUCCACUGCAGCAGAGCUCCACCAGGCCUGGUCACCUGAAGUCCCUGUGUCAUCCAGAACAGUUUGUAGAAUUCUGUCUUGAAAUGGCCUCCAUGGUCGAAUCAGUGCACAGAAACCAGCACUAAACAAAAGGCAAUUAAAAAACGUGUGGCAUUUGCCAAGGCCCACAGCCUGAUAAAAGGAUGGACACUGGAAAAGUGGCAGAAGGUGGAUUUCUCAGAUGAAUCCUUGGUUGAAUUACAUCACAGCCGCUGCAAAUAUUGUAGGAGACCUACUGGAGCCCGCAUGGAUCCAAGAUUCACCCAGAAAACAGUUAAGUUUGGUGGCGGAAAAAUCAUGGUCUGGGGUUACAUCCAGUAUGGGGGUGUGCGAGACAUUUGCAGGGUGGAAGGCAAUAUCAAUAUCCUAAAAUAUCAAGUAUCAAGUAUUAGCUACCGCUUACAUUCCCAACCAUAAAAGGGGUCAAAUUUUGCAGCAGGACUUCUACUUCUAUCUCUACAUCAAAGUUUAUCAAGGCGAAGAAGAUCAAGGUGCUCCAGGACUGGCCAGCCCAGUCACCAGACAUGAACAUCAUUGAGCAUGUCUGGGGUAGAAUGAAAGAGGAAGCAUGAAAGGCAAAACCAAAGAAUCUUUAUGAACUCUGGGAGGCAUGUAAGAUGCUUUCUUUGCUAUUCCUGAUGACUUCAUCAACAAAUUGUAUGAAUCAUUGUGGAACCGCAUGGAUGCAGUCCUUCAAGCUCAUGGAAGUCAUACAAGAUAUUAAGUAUGGAUCUCACAGCACCACUACUUAAUUCACUGAUGUUAUGCAACAUAUUUUUGUAUUUGAAGUAAAUUAUUUGUUAAAUUUUCAGUAGGCGACAAAACUUUUGUCUUGCCAAAAUCUGACCUUUCUGUG